AUGGCCAACCUGGACUCCCCUCCGAUGCAACCGCUUAGUCGACGUCCCACUAUCAGAUCAUCCUGCCGGAUCAUGUCCCUUCCAAACUCAGUAAAAGCGUUUGCCAACGCACGGCGACGCGUGCAAGAUGUCGAUGUCCACGAUCCAAAAGCAAGCCGCAAACAGGGGGGCAAUCUGAGUGGCGAGACGGAGAGUCUUGAUUACCAGAAGCACUUCGGCAAUGGUCUAGGCAAUGACCAAAGGCAAUCAUGCGCUCAGGAUGGUGAACCUCCCUCUACCUCUAGGGGAUUCACUGCGGCCAAACUCUCAGCAGAUAACAGCCAGCCCGAAAGUCUGAGGGCCCGACUCGAUAUCGACUUCGAGUGUUUGGAGACUUUGAUCAGCGCAGAGGACCGUGGCAGCUUGCGCAGCCCCGACUUUGGCAACCCUUCUGGCAGUUCCAGCCCAAUCGUCGUACCCAUCUUCACAAUUGACGGUGACUUCAUUGAUGUGGCGACUGAGCCAGCCACAGUUUCAGGGGAGAAAGAUACUGCAGCCCAGGUUCCACCCAGAUCUGUACACCAGGGUGAACAGAGCCGUUUCAACUUUUUUUCUUCUGCGUUGGAAUCGACCAUUCAUGCUGCAGAAUUUGGGGACCUCAUCUUACCAGGAGAGAACAUCAGGUCUCUUUUCGACUUACCUGAAGGGGACUCUGGUGGUGUCUGGUGGCUUGGCCUAAACAGCCCGACAAGUAGUGAGGUUUGGACAAUCUGCAAGGCAUUUGGCAUUCACCCUCUCACCACUGAAGAUAUUAUUCAAAAGGAAAGCCGCGAGAAGGUUGAAAUCUUCCCAUCGUACUACUUCGCUUGCUUCAGGUCCUUCAUUGCCGUUGUUGAAGAUGGUGAGACAGAUUACUACUCCUUCAACCUCUAUGCGGUUGUAUUCAAAGAGGGAAUCAUCAGCUUCAGUUUCGCCUCGAACCCUCAUGCUUCUAGAGUCCGCUUUCGAAUCUCUCAAUUGAAGGAGCAAGUGUCGCUGAGUAGUGACUGGAUUUGCUACGCUUUGAUUGACGAUAUUGUGGACUCGUUCGGCCCAGCGAUCAACCAAAUUGAGCAUGAGGCAGACGCUAUCGAAGACCAGGUUUUCAUUACCCGCGUCGAGGAUCAUCAAGCCUUUCUCCGCAAAAUCGGUUAUACUCGAAAAAACGUCAUGAGUCUCAUGCGGUUGCUUGGUGGCAAAGCAGACGUUCUUCGUGCUUUCACCAAACGAUGUAAUGAAGACUACGAAGUCACGCCGCAAAUGGAUAUCGCCUUGUAUCUCGGCGAUAUCCAAGAUCACGCUGUUACGAUGAUGAAUAGUCUGGUGCACUUCGACACUAUGUUGUCGAGGUCGCACAGCAACUACCUGGCGCAACUCUCGAUCGAUAAUAUCGACAUGGGCAACCAGACCAACAAGUUUUUGAGCCGGGUGACGGUUAUCGCCACCGUCAUCGUGCCUCUGAAUGUUGUUUGCGGAAUUUUUGGAAUGAACGUCAAGGUGCCCUGGAAGGACGAAAAGAGUCUGACUGCCUUUUUUGGGAUUUUGGGUGGUAUGGUGGUGUUCGUGUUCAUCUCUCUGAUUUUGGCUAGGCGAUUCAAAUAUCUGUGA
Messenger RNA from Colletotrichum truncatum, 1626 nucleotides. Its product is annotated as Alr1p-like transporter protein. NCBI's taxonomy places the organism in Eukaryota, Fungi, Ascomycota, Sordariomycetes, Glomerellales, Glomerellaceae. Gene Ontology annotation, cellular component: plasma membrane. Gene Ontology annotation, molecular function: magnesium ion transmembrane transporter activity. The record is from RefSeq and is a predicted model, not a curated record. Gene Ontology annotation, biological process: intracellular magnesium ion homeostasis; magnesium ion transmembrane transport.